CCACACCACAUCUCGCCCUCCCCAGCAGCAGCACCUCGCUCGGCUGAGAGCAGCUCGUCGUUUGUUUUCUGUUCGUGUGCGGCAGACUGGCAGCUGCCUCGUUUUUGCUUCCCAUUCUCUUCUGCGUCGUCAUCAGCAGCUCCUGCUCUCUCUGGCCGGCCUGGGGGUUUCAUGCACGCUGCAACGACACUCGUUUGAUCUUUUCCCCCGCUAGCUGCUGUCUGGAGCGCCCACGCCGCUGGCCACUGACGACCUGGACACGUCGGCAGCGGUUUGCAACUCGACACACUGGCAGUCUCUGCGAGACGGAACGGCCGUCAACGACUCGACGACGACCGGUUUGCAGCACGCCCGAGCGGCAGCAGCAACAGUCAACGGCCACACCAUCGAUAACGAAACCUUGCAUUCCUACCGCGUGUCCGCAUGCCCUCGUUUCUCCACGCCCGUUGCUGAUCGUCUUCGUCCACACAGUCCUCUGGCAAGGACCGCCAAUCGCUGACGCUGCACCAACUGCACCACACUCGUUUGUACCACUCACAGCCACGCGCGCACCGCACCAUCUCUCCCCAGUCCACCGGCCACCGUUGCAUGCGGAGGAGAUUGCCUUGCGGAACUAGUCCCAGCAGCAACUCCGAGUUGCCACGAGCACCGCCAUCCGCAAGGUCGACGACAGCGUAGAACACCGCAGCGUACCUGCAUUUUCCCGGACUCUGGUGCGCAAAAUCCAUUGGAGUUGCGAGUGCGGCAAGGAUUCUCGACGGCCCUUUGCAGCUCUGCACGAUCGCAACGAAAACGCCAGCCCGGCCCACGAACAGCCAUUGUGACGUGCAUUGUUCGUUGUGUGCAGCCACUUCCGCUGCUCUGAUUGUCCGCCGAGGAUGAGUCGCCAUUACUAUGAUCAAGGCUAUGGCGAGCCCCAACCCGAAUACCGCCGCUCGCAUGAAUCGCCUCGACAACGCCAGAACGUCCACCCUUCGAAUCGGAGCAUACCUCGACCAGGAUUCGCUACUUCAGAUCGCAUGCGCGGGCCGCCUGCAAUGCGACCAGAUCACCCCGGACCUCCACCUGCACGCGACCCAAGACGAGUGCAGUCACCGCAGCAGCAACAGCACUACUAUCCUCCCAGCAAUCAAACAUGGCAGUCCUCGGAGCACUUGUACGACGGUAGUGCAUACGACUACCAAGAAGACUAUGGACAAAAUGAUCAAUGGCCGCUUCCGCAACCUCCUGCACCACGUCCAAUGCGUGACGGCAGCAGCAGUCCCCGUCGAGCACCGCCGCGACCUCAACGACCCGAUGAGUCUCCUGGCCGAGUCGAGUAUCAGCGCCGCGACCCACCUCGAAGUAUGAUUCCAGUGGCACACGCCAGCCGACAGCACUAUCAACCUCCAAUGGGAUCGCAUCAUGGUAAUGGCCAGUGGACUGGCGAUGGUUACAGCUAUGUCCCUCCUCCAAACUAUCCUUUGCCAGAUCGUCCGCAUCCGAACAUGGCAGCUGGUCACGAUGAUGGUCUCUCUGCCAUCCCGCCAUAUCCUCCCCCGCAAGUGCAUCAACAAGUCGCAUACCGACAGCCGGAGAACCGUCGACCACCAUUGGGACCUCCUCCUUCGUCGCGAAGAGGACCUCCAUCGUACUAUCCACAAGUCGGUCCAGUGCAUCCAAUUCAGGAGGAGACCGACAGUAUGCGCGGUAGCACUCGCACUGUGAGCGCGCAUACUGCCGGUCACGACAGCAAGACUUCUUUCGCCAGCAGCAAUGCCAUCCCGAUCGGAAUUACUCAGAGUCAUCUCGAUCGCGGCCGGGAAAUGGCGAAUGCUCCACCUAUACAGCGACCACCACCUCCGUCUGACACGGAGUCUGAGGACUUCGACUACGACGAUUCCCCUACGGAACCUGCGAUUGCGCGAGGGGAGAUCAGGACACCCGAGCCUGCUGGGUUCCUCGACUCUGCGAACAUGGAGACGGGCAUUGUCCGGCAAGCCAGUCUUGGAAAGAGGAGCAAGCCCACCUUGACCACUGUCCGCAGCUCGGAUCACAUGAAGAGGGCCAUCGAUGACGCUAAGAGCGAAAUUGGUACUGCUAUCAGUCAGCCGCACGGGAGUGUCAGAGGUUCAACUGCAACUACUGAUAGCCCUGAGCGCACUGAGCGUUCUAGAGCUCUGGCACAGGAAAUGCUUGAAGGACAUACGCAGCCGGGUGCUGAAAGUGAAGGGUCAGAUACAGACGCGCAAAAGGAACAGCAGAGUAUCCCAAUGGUGGCCAUUGCAGAACAUCGACAGGAAGGUCCUUCACCAGAUAAGCAGAGUUCGAGCAGAAAGACGCCAAGCGAGACGUUCCGCUCUGGCACUGGCUUUCUCGACUCCCCAUCCUUAGACCACAGGCCCACGCUCGAACAGCGACAGUCAAAGGAACUUCUUGGUGCGACAACGCCGCUUCGCCCGCAGCGAUCUCGCACGCGAUCGCCACUCGUGCCUCUUGAUGAUCCGCGGAGAGAGUCCAUUGUCGAUGGUCUGGAGAAAGGGGGUGCACUCAGCACAGAGGAAGCUCAGGAGCUUAAGCGGCCCAUGGGCGGACUUUCAGCACGCGAAGGCAAGCGUAGGCCGCCUCGCCUCAAUGUUGACGCUGUCAAAGAAGCUGAGGCACGAGGAUCACUCACAAGUUUACCUGAUCUCAUCCGAAGAGCCACCAAGCUGGCAUCCAACCUCGACCGUGGCAAGACUGCCUCUAGAAUGGGCAUGAACUGGAUCGAGGGUGCUAACAAUCUGGACGAGAAGAAGCGACGUUCCGGAAGCAUGUCUGACAUUUUGAAUGCGUUUCCCCCACCUGCACUGUCAACACCCUCCGAGUCCCGCAAUGCAUUUCGACGAAGUCUCGCGGCUUUCUCGUCAAAGAAUCGUCAUUCGCAGCUGCACAGUGAUAGCGACGCUGGCAUGAUCAAGCGAAGACGAUGCUGCGGCAUGCCGAAAUGGCUCUUCAUCUGCCUUAUGCUCCUGCUCCUCCUUCUCGUUGCUGCUGCUGUUGUCGUUCCCGUCAUGCUCGUUGUCGUGAUCCCCAAUCAAAAUUCCGGAUCGACAAAGGUUGGAAGCUGCGCCGCCCAGUUGACGUGCGAGAACGGAGGGGCUAAUAUCCUUGGCAGUAACGGCGAUUGCGAGUGUUUGUGUGUCAAUGGAUACACGGGAACUACUUGCUCAAGAAAACAGGAGUCGGGAUGUACUUCCAUAUCGACAGGCUCUUCCGGGAAUGCCACGAUUGGUGAAGCACUUCCGCGGCUGCUGGACAGCUCAGAGUCUCAGUUUGGCAUUCCCUUGGACAGGCAAGAACUGCUUGGACUCUUUUCCCGAGCGGACAUGAGCUGCAAUGUGCAGAAUCAGCUCGUGACGUUUGAUGGAGAGACUACCAAGGCAAAGAGGCAGGAUGCGUCGAGUAGCACCAUCGGCAACAGCAUUCUCGUAGCUACGGGAAGUCCGACUCCAGUCACUACAUCGACUUCGACGACGGCAACAGCGACUACUUCUUCGUCAUCGUCAACCGGAACUCUGUUGACAGACGGCAACAGCACUGUCGACUUCGCCCGCGUUGCAGUGCUGUAUGUCUUCCAGGACGCAAAGACUUUACAAGCCGCAGCAGAUGCGCAAGAGAACCUACAGAGCUUCUUGCGGGGUGGCAACCUGGCGGACGGGAGCAGUGCGUUAAAGUCGAAUGUCACGUUAGGCAAUGGGUAUGAGGUGGAUUUGAACGAAUUUGUGCUGCAGGUGCGCAAUGGGACGAGGGUCGGAAGGGGGGCAAGCUGAGAAACGGCGGGAGGGAAGGUGUUGCUAAGCAUCAAGCGUUUGGGUUUUAAAAAGAAGCGGGUUUUGGGUCGUGUGUAGGAUAUUGUUUUUCUUCUUUCGAUGAGCUGUUCUAGUAGCGAGGCGCUGCUUACGCAUUUUGCCUUCUCCGCAGUGAGAGGAUGAGACGGCCGAAUAAUGGUAUGAAGGAAAGGAAAAGCGAAUUUUAUCUCAUCGAAUAUGUUUUUCUUUCCAUUCAAAGACGAGCGUGAAUCAAAUACAGCUUGUCUGCAACUGCAGUCGCUGUUUCGAUAGGUUAGAG
Molecule: messenger RNA, 4089 nt
Organism: Cercospora beticola
Lineage: Eukaryota; Fungi; Ascomycota; Dothideomycetes; Mycosphaerellales; Mycosphaerellaceae
Product: calcium-binding EGF-like domain-containing protein
Source: RefSeq, a predicted model, not a curated record